Acanthaster planci (crown-of-thorns starfish) is the source of this 3604-nucleotide messenger RNA. RefSeq names its product JAZF zinc finger 1 (gene jazf1). Gene Ontology annotation, cellular component: nucleus. The record is from RefSeq and is a predicted model, not a curated record. NCBI's taxonomy places the organism in Eukaryota, Metazoa, Echinodermata, Asteroidea, Valvatida, Acanthasteridae.
UCCCUUAUCGUAUACGCUGGAACACAGUACAUGUACACAAUCUACUGUACAAUGUAUGAGUACAGUACAUGCACGUACGUACGUGUGCAACGAUACACUACUGGAGUUCAUCACUGUAUGAGGAGGUUUGGGAUGCGAUGGAGGCCGAGGUUGGUGAAAUGUCAACAAAAAUCUGCCCGUUGUCUCUCUGAGAUGGCCGUGUUCUACACGAAUACCUGCAAGUUCAGCGGAUGUAGUUUAACAUUUUCAUCGCUUGGUCAGCUGAUUGAGCACAUCGAAGAAACGCACAUAGAUUCUGAUCCUCAGUUUAUUGAGGAGCAGGAGGGCCAACAGCCAUCUGCUGUAGCUCUGAGCUAUGUCAUCAAAUUUGUGACAGAUGCAGCAAAGCAUCAUAAUGAGACAACACCAACUGCCAAGAAACGUCCCAAACCGAAUGCAUCAAACGUAGCUUCAAUCAGAAGCAUAACACCUAGCACAGGGAGUGAGUAUGAUGAGUAUGACGAGUUUGGCUCAGAAUCAGACAGUGACAACUCUGUGACAACUCAAGAAGAGUACACCUCUGAAGUUAUCUUGCGUACCAUGAACCCCCAGAUUGGGGACGACAAACCCUACCAGUGCCCUGUCCCCGGUUGUAAGAAACGCUACAAGAAUGUGAAUGGGAUCAAAUACCAUGCUAAGAAUGGCCACCGUAAGGAGAAUAAGGUGAAGAAGAGCUACAAAUGUCGUUGCGGUAAGAGCUACAAGUCCCAACAAGGACUUCGUCAGCAUGUCAACAUUCAGCAUCCUCCAGCAACCCUCACCCCGAGUGCAUCACCAAAAUCUCAGUCCCAGACAACAACCACUUCAACAGUACAAACGGUACUCACAGCCAAGCAGCUGGGCUUAACGUUGCAGAGUACCGGUCUACUCAUGGAACCCACCAAAUGUACCAACAGCGGGACACUAACCACCGUGGGCAGCACUGCUGUGGAACCCAGCACCCCUCUUACCCCUCUGACUCCAACCACGCCCUCCACAGGCUUCACGCUGGUUACUCUACCAUCGCAUCUGGAUGCCACAGUUCUGGCUACACAUAAGCUAGAAGGGACCGUGGUAUCAGUGCAACAGAUUCAACCAGAUGGCAGUGCAGUGUCCAUUAUGAAUUAAGGUUAUAGUAAGAUGCAGAACUUGGUCCUUACUGGCCGUCCGUAUUAAAAACUUUGGGACCAGGGGUUUAAGGGGCACGGAUACUUAUGGUAUGAAAGAAAGAACAGGGAAACUAUGAGCUUCAGUUUCAGUCCAUUUCUGGGUAGGGCAAUGAGUUUUGAUCUGUCAGACUAGGUUCGGCAGGGCUUUGGUUUAGCUAAGCUAAAUGCCGACAUUAAAUUCACUGUUCCUUGGUUGAGGUCCCAUUUGGCUGUCAUCAGGAGUGUGUCAUAUAGACAAAGUAUAUCUCAAUGCCAAGAUUCAAAACAAUUUUGGCAAUUACGAGUGACCAUGUUGAUACAUGUAAUGUUUCAUGUUUACUUGGAAGCAUUGAUAAGCAGCACUCCUUAGCGGUUCCACAUUUACAUUGAGUAUGGUUUAGGUUUGGUUAGUCGAUAAGUAUUGCCAAGAAUGUAUGUUUAGUGUCAUUUGAAAGGCUAGUGGGUCUUGUGCAUUAAUAUAAUAUGAUAUAUUUAUUAAAUUGAGUAACUAUUCUUUUGUAGUAUAACUCUGAUAAAUGACGUGUAUAUUUGCCAGACUUUGCCGGUUGGGUGACUAUGAAAAAACAAAGAAUAAACUUGGUCGUAUUGAGAUAAAUUGACAGAAAGGUAUUGGUUGGCAGCUGUUUGAUGAAAGGAUUAACUAAGCGGGCAACUCUCAAGUAACCAUUUUAGGCACUUUCGUAACUGUAAACUUAUGGAAGAAAAUAAUUAAAAAAUUAUCUCGUAAUGGAGCUAUUUAAGUAGCAUUUUUGAUGAAUCAAGGUGCAAAAAACUUUAUCCCCCAAAAAGUGUUAGCAAGAGAAAAUGCAUUAAAGUCGAACAGCUGAUAAGGUGUAAAUUUUAUGAUUCUGUUCUGGUUGCAUUCUGCAGUUUCUUGAUAGAAAACAGAAGGUAAAACUGGUGUCUGGUAGUUUUUCAAAUGAAAAAGUAUUACACAUGACAUCACUACCAGUUACUACCAAACUUGCUUCACAUAUAAAUAAUAAGAUCAGCAUUUGUUGCCAUAGUUACUGUUAGCCAUAUCAGAUGUUGAGAUUAGUUUUGUGUGUUAAAAGAUAUGGCAGGGAAAUAUGUGAUUGAAAUGGCCUCAAAUGUUGAUAACUUUCUCAGGAAUCAAAAUUAGAUCUAUCAGAAGCCUUUUAUUGUUGGAAGUAGAAGUGAUCAUGCAUCGGUGUGAUUUAUUUGACAGUUGUUAGAUUUAGAAUUUACAAUGCUAUAUAAUGUUAUAUUCUGACAAUUAGAGGACCAAAAGGAGGUAAAAUAGUUACCAUAUUCAGUAAGAAAGUGAUUUGUUUAUUCUGAGUAGCCUUUAAACAUCUUAAAUUACUAUAUAUACAUGUAUGUAAGAGAUCAUGGUUAAUUCAUAUUUAAUAAAGGAAUAAUAUGGCACACAUAGGGCCCCCCAAGUCCCUGUGCCACUGUAGUCCUGUAUUUUAUUGAAUCUAAAUCCACCACUCUAAACCAUUUAGCUGUUUGCCUUCUCACAGGGCACUCAUUGUAUAUUGUGACACUCUCUGCUGUAGUGGUACAUGUAUCGAUUGCAAAUCAUAACCAUCCUGUCAAAUUAAAGGUACCUGUGCAAUGGACUUUUUUCACACUUCCGGAAGCAAUAUAAGGUGCAACUUUCAGAAUCCUGACGUGGUAAGGCUUGUCCAAAAUAAAAGUUUGUAUGUUUUGCCUUUUGGGGAAAACUAAACAUAGUAUUGCAAGUCAAGUCUUAUUCUUAACUCAUGUUAUUAAUUUGUGGAUGGAAUCCAUUUGCAUUCUGAUUUGUGCCUUGAUCAGAUCGAGAUACAUUUAUAUCGGGUGUUAAAUUUUCUCUGAACUGUGCUUCAACAAGACUCCGAGGAAAUGUUUCCACUACCCAGUUUGACAUGCUGACAUGCAUAUAUGUCUAACUACAUGCGCUUUAGAAGUCUUUUUGAACCAUAAAAUGUGGAAUAGAAAACUUUCAAGGGAUGGCAAGUGUUGAGAAGCAGCAUACAAAAUAUCCAAAAUGCUUCAGAUGACAACUCCAGUUAGUAUGAUGAAUGUGGAUACGUAUUUGAAUUGGCACCAUGCAGUGUUAGACAACUUUUUCUUUUAUACAUUGAUGAACAUCUGUAGUACUUGAUAUCUCAUAACUGAUCAUUGAUUGGUACAGGUCUUGUCAAUGCUCAAUCAUACCUUUCAUGGGUUCCAUAUUGACGGAUCUUUUUGCAAUGUGACGAUUAUUGUAGGUUCUAGUACACAUUCAUUUGUACUCCUUAUUGUUGUGAAGUAGAAUAGUUUCGUCUUUCCAUUUUGUAUGCGUGUUUCUUGCCCAUUUAGAGUGGUCAAAGCUAAAUAUGUAAGAUAUUACGAAAGUCUUGUAUCGUGUAUUAUGUAAAUAGAAACUUUCAUCAGAUGUGAAAAAUAAAUCUAAAUUGAAAACAAGA